AUGUCAGGACUAGCAGCACGGCUGAUGCCCCUCUUCGGACGCUGUGUUGUGCAGAAGGUGCAACCAGCGACGGUUAGCAAGGGCGGCAUCUAUAUCCCGGCAAGUGCUUCCCCAAAAUCUGGCUGCCACAUGGCGAAAGUCGUUGCGGUCUCGCCACCCAAGGGCACAGGAAAUGCUGCAGUGAGUGAAGACUGGGCGAAGCUGCAGGUUGGGCAGACGGUGAUGGUGCCCGAGUUCGGCGGUAUGAAGGUUGAAGUUGAUGACGAAGAGUUGUUUGUCUUUAGAGGAGAAGACAUCCUUGCGGUUGUGAAGGAUGAGUGA
Messenger RNA from Eimeria necatrix, 321 nucleotides. RefSeq names its product chaperonin CPN10, mitochondrial, putative. Gene Ontology annotation, molecular function: metal ion binding; protein folding chaperone; ATP binding. The transcript has 2 exons. NCBI's taxonomy places the organism in Eukaryota, Apicomplexa, Conoidasida, Eucoccidiorida, Eimeriidae. Gene Ontology annotation, cellular component: mitochondrial matrix. The coding region runs from base 1 to 321 and encodes 106 amino acids. The record is from RefSeq and is a predicted model, not a curated record.